Messenger RNA from Kockovaella imperatae, 1458 nucleotides. RefSeq lists its product as hypothetical. Lineage: Eukaryota; Fungi; Basidiomycota; Tremellomycetes; Tremellales; Cuniculitremaceae. The transcript is spliced from 7 exons. Gene Ontology annotation, cellular component: cytosol. The record is from RefSeq and is a predicted model, not a curated record. Bases 1 to 1458 code for a protein of 485 amino acids. Gene Ontology annotation, molecular function: mRNA binding.
AUGACCGUCUCGGCCGAUGAGCCUGUCCAAUUGAGGCUCUAUGGCCUCGGCCAAAGUGUCACGGCUCAAGACAUCACCAAGGCUUUCUCACCCGCUGAGAUCCUGAAAAUUCAGGUCUUUCCUUCCUCUCGGGGUGACACGCAGUGGGCCACGGUGCUUCUUCGAGGCGGAGCGGAUCUGGACGAAUGCCUCAAGCUCAAGUCUCGACUCCAAAGCCAAGGAGUCUCCAUGAUAGUUGCGAAUCCUGAGCCUGCGUUCUACGGACAAGACAUCGACAACACUGGUCGAAACCUCCGAUCUGUCCCACUUUCCCAGCAUCCGUUCCCUCCGCUGCUUGAAUCCAGCCGUGACCUUCCACCUCAUUUCAGUCCCAACCUUCCUACGAACCUCUACAUCCUGAACCUACCCAUCGACAUGGACCCUGUGCAAUUCCACUCACUCUUCGAGCCAUUCGGAGCCGUUGAGCACUCGCAACUAUUGUCCGAGCUCGACGGGAUGGGUAGACGAAGAGGUUUCAUCAUGAUGGAAACUCAUACGCAAGCCAGCAAUGUCAUGAUGACCCUCAAUGGAAAGUGGUUCAGUGGCUCCCGAAUCGACAUUACCUGGGCUCUGAAGCAGCUAAAACCGAACGAAAUCAAGCGUCGUGGUGGUGGACUCUUGUCCAAUCGAGUCAUUCAUCCGCCCCAGAUUCAUCACCUCGAUCGCGACCGAGAAGCCAUGGCGGACUGCUCAGUGGUAGUUGACAACCUUGAUGCCCUGGCCUUUCCAUCGCCUACGUCCAUCUCUGAGAUAUUCUCACACUUUGGUCCCAUCAGUCGAGUGACCAUGAUUCCUGGAUUGACAGGCUCCGCCAUCAUCAAGUUUGCGACAUCUCAGACCGCUCGAGACGUCGUCGCUAUGGGUCCCAUGACGAUCGGCACCUCCGCCAUCCUGUUCCGACCACUAGUAGGAUCAGCUGGACUUUCGCCGACCAGGUUCAGUCCAUUCCCGGAUCCUGUUACUCGGGAUGUCCAAGCGCACGGAGCCACGAUCGGUGUCACUAGUGGUCACCAUUCGUUGGCGCCUUCUCGGUCAUUCCCCAAGAUCGACUGGUCCCAUGGCAUCAAGUCGAACCUGAAUCCCGCCACUUCAGCAUUUGUGCCCUCAUCGUACAGCCAGCUUCGACAGGUGCCAGCGACAUCCUCAAGCCCCGUCAGUCAAGCCGAUGAAGAUGAUUUGAAGAAUGAAGAACCCCUCGGCAAUCUGUUAACUUCAAGCUUGAGCGACAGUCAGCACAGUCGUACCACUCGUACCGACACCACCAAGGCUUCAUCCGCAGACAUUCAACAACACAAGACUCAAAAUAGCACAACGCACCUCUCCAGGGCUCACGAACAAGGCCUCAAAGCUAUCAAGGCAAUCUGGGAUCGACCUGAAGUCUGGAGUGAGUCAGUUGCCGGCAAGGGAGAAGGGCGCUGA